Tilletiopsis washingtonensis is the source of this 1192-nucleotide messenger RNA. RefSeq names its product putative ERG20-farnesyl-pyrophosphate synthetase. NCBI's taxonomy places the organism in Eukaryota, Fungi, Basidiomycota, Exobasidiomycetes, Entylomatales. Gene Ontology annotation, cellular component: cytoplasm. Gene Ontology annotation, molecular function: (2E,6E)-farnesyl diphosphate synthase activity; dimethylallyltranstransferase activity. Gene Ontology annotation, biological process: trans, trans-farnesyl diphosphate biosynthetic process. The record is from RefSeq and is a predicted model, not a curated record. The transcript is spliced from 6 exons. Bases 34 to 1131 code for a protein of 365 amino acids.
CUCCCCCCCACAUCCCCCCAUACUUUCGUCACCAUGCCCUCCUCCUCGCCGCGCGAGCGCUUCCUCGCCGUCUUUCCCGCCCUCUCCGCCGAGCUGCUCGACUAUCUGCGCUCCGAGGGCAUGCCGGCGCCCGCCAUCGAGUGGUACGAGCGCUCGCUGGCGCACAACACGCCCGGCGGCAAGCUCAACCGCGGCCUCUCCGUCGUCGACACGGUCGACAUCAUCCUGUGCACGGAUGCGCAGGGCAAGCGGACGAGAGAGCUGAGCGAGGAGGAAUACAGGGAUGCUGCUGUGCUCGGGUGGUGUGUCGAGCUGCUGCAAGCAUACUUUCUCGUCGCAGACGACAUGAUGGAUGCCUCCGUCACGCGCCGCGGGCAGCCGUGCUGGUACCGCAUGCCCGGCGUGGGCAACAUUGCCAUCAACGACGCCUUCAUGCUCGAGGCCGCCAUCUACCACCUGCUCAAGACGCACUUCCGCACGCGCCCCUACUACGGCCUGCUCCUCGAGCUCUUCCACGACGUCACGUUCCAGACGGAGCUGGGACAGCUCAUCGAUCUAAUCACCGCGCCCGAGGACGAUGUGGAUCUGAGCCGCUUCAGUCUGCAGAAGCACCACCUCAUCGUCGUGUACAAGACGGCAUUCUACAGCUUCUACCUGCCCGUCGCGCUUGCUAUGCGCAUGGCCGGUCUGGACGACGAGUCGCUCUACAAGCGCGCGCUGGACAUUCUGCUGCCGCUCGGCGAGUACUUCCAGGUGCAGGAUGACUACUUGGACUGCUAUGGCGCACCGGAGGUUAUCGGCAAGAUCGGCACGGACAUCCAGGACAACAAGUGCAGCUGGAACAUCAACGUUGCCCUUGCACACGCCACGUCUGAGCAACGCGCCGUCCUGGACGCCCACUACGGGCAGCGCAGUGCCGAGAGCGAAGAGCGCGUCAAGGCGGUGUUCCGUGCCGAGAACAUCGACGUCGAGAAGCGCUUCAAGGAGUAUGAAAAGGAGAGCCAUGCGCGCAUCGAGAAGAUGAUCAUGGACAUGCCAGAGAACGUGGGCGCCAAGGACGAUGGAUCGAACGGCCUCAAGAGGGAGGUGUUCCGCAGUUUCUUGGAGAAGGUGUACAAGCGCACCAAGUAGCGCGCACGCCGGAGCGGCUUCCCGACCCCUGUAUCUCGCUACACUAUCCCCUCUCUCCCAG